CCUCCAAAUUCCAAAGCCUUGACAUUUUUCAGAUUGUCCUCAAAUCAAUGGCUCAGUCUCUUCUCCCAGCAGUUCGCACCAUUAUCACCCAUUUCUUCACGCAGAAAAACUUGCCACCCCUUAUAUCACCCAAACUCUCGAUCUCCACCACCACUGGUAAAACCCUUUUUUUCCUCUCCCCUCUAAAAACCGACAAACCAAAAACCCUUGCAAAACCGCAUGCUAUUCUCAAUCAAAGUUCAAAAUCAAAGCACACUUUGUUUCUCAAGAACAGAGACCAGCGCUUGCUCGGCCCAAAUUCUGCUUUUCCGAAUGAGAAUUCAUCUACCACAAUUGCUGCCAUCGUCACCUCCAUAGGUGGCCCGCCUGCCGCCGUGGGGAUUGUGCGAUUGUCCGGUCCUUCGGCGGUGGAUAUUGCUUCACGUGUGUUUAGACCAAUGAAGAAAAGGAAGAAGAAUCAAAAGAAGAGUGGAGGAUUCUGCGCGUGGCAGCCUACCAGUCAUGUUGUGGAUUAUGGCGUGGUUUUCGAUCAUGAAGGAAAUAUAAUUGAUGAGGUUUUAGCUCUACCAAUGUUGGCUCCUAGAUCUUUCACUUGUGAAGACGUGAUUGAGCUUCAGUGUCAUGGGAGUGAAGUAUGUCUUACUCGUGUGCUGAGAGCUUGUAUUGAAGCUGGAGCUAGGCUUGCAGAGCCAGGUGAGUUCACUCUCCGUGCGUUUCUGAAUGGCCGUUUGGACCUGUCCCAAGCUGAAAGCGUUGGAAAAUUAGUUUCGGCAAAGUCUGUGGCAGCUGCAGAUGCAGCACUGGCUGGACUGCAGGCUUGCUUUGCUUCUUUGGUCAAAUCACUAAGAAGACAGUGUAUUGAGUUGCUGACUGAGAUUGAAGCUCGUUUAGACUUUGAUGAUGAGAUGCCACCACUAGAUUUGAACCUAAUUAUGGACAGAAUACAUGUCAUGUCACAAGAUGUGGAGAAUGCACUGGAGACAGCUAAUUAUGACAAACUUCUGCAAUCUGGGUUACAGAUAGCUAUUGUUGGACGUCCGAAUGUCGGAAAGUCUAGCCUUCUUAAUGCAUGGAGCAAAAGUGAGAGGGCAAUAGUUACAGAAAUUGCUGGAACCACCCGAGAUGUUGUUGAAGCUAGUGUUACAGUUUGUGGUAUUCCAGUGACCCUUCUUGAUACAGCGGGCAUCAGGGUGACUGACGACAUUGUUGAGAAGAUUGGUGUAGAGAGAUCUGAAGCAGUUGCUAUGGGUGCUGAUGUCAUUAUCAUGACAGUAAGUGCUUUUGAUGGAUGGACUCCAGAAGAUACUGAACUUCUGAGUAGGAUUGAAUCUAAUAAGAAAUCAGUUGAAGCUUCAGCACCAAUGGUCCUUGCAAUUAACAAAAUAGAUACUACUUCAUCUUUGCACAUGGAAUGGGUCGAUAAAUGCAGGAAUUCUUUUAGUAAACUUGUUUUUACUUCUGCUGUUACUGGUCAAGGAAUCCGAGAUCUAGAGAUGGCAAUUUCCGAGAUUAUGGGUCUGAACAGAAUACCUGCAGGGGGGCGGAAAUGGACAGUUAACCAGAGACAAUGCGAGCAGCUCGUGCGGACCAAGGAGGCACUCGCAAGGUUGAAAUCAUCAAUAGAGGAUGAAAUGCCUCCGGACUUUUGGACAAUUGAUUUACGGGAUGCGGCUUUAGCCCUUGGGCAGAUAACUGGAGAAGACAUAUCUGAAGAGGUCUUGUCCAACAUUUUCGGCAAAUUCUGUAUCGGUAAAUAGAUGAUAUCAUUGCACGUAUGCACUGGUAACACAAUGAUUUGUCUACUGUAAUUUUCGGACAUUUUUCAUAUGAGACUUGUGUAAAAUAUGUCUUUAAUUCAUUUCUGAAAUCAAACAAUGGCUGGCACCUGAGUUGCAAUUUGCCAA
This is a messenger RNA of Hevea brasiliensis (rubber tree), 1904 nucleotides long. RefSeq lists its product as uncharacterized. The transcript is spliced from 9 exons. Bases 48 to 1757 code for a protein of 569 amino acids. Gene Ontology annotation, cellular component: cytosol; cytoplasm. Gene Ontology annotation, molecular function: protein binding; GTPase activity; GTP binding. Gene Ontology annotation, biological process: tRNA methylation; tRNA wobble uridine modification. The record is from RefSeq and is a predicted model, not a curated record. Lineage: Eukaryota; Viridiplantae; Streptophyta; Magnoliopsida; Malpighiales; Euphorbiaceae.